Molecule: messenger RNA, 1614 nt
Organism: Penicillium daleae
Lineage: Eukaryota; Fungi; Ascomycota; Eurotiomycetes; Eurotiales; Aspergillaceae
Product: glycoside hydrolase family 72 protein
Exons: 1
Coding region: 1-1614 (537 amino acids)
Biological process (GO): fungal-type cell wall (1->3)-beta-D-glucan biosynthetic process
Cellular component (GO): cytoplasm; fungal-type cell wall
Molecular function (GO): 1,3-beta-glucanosyltransferase activity
Source: RefSeq, a predicted model, not a curated record
AUGAAGUACUCCGUUCUCGCUGGCCUGUCCCUUGUGGGCUCGGCCAUCGCUACUAUCCCUUCCAUUGAGAUCAAGGGCAAGAAGUUCUUCUACUCCAACAACGGUACCGAGUUCUUCAUCCGCGGUGUCGCCUACCAGGCCGACUACUCCAGCCCGACCAGCGGCUCCAGCAGCUCCAGCGUCAACUAUCUCGACCCUCUGGCCGACGUCGAGAGCUGCAAACGUGACAUUCCCUACCUGACCCAGCUUCGCACCAAUGUCGUCCGCACUUACGCUGUCUCGCCCAACGCCUCCCACGAUGAGUGCAUGAACGCCCUUGCCGACGCCGGUAUCUAUGUCAUCUCGGAUCUGUCCGCCCCCUCGCAGUCCAUCCAGUCCGACAACCCUACCUGGGACGCCGACCUCUUCACUCGCUACUCCGAUGUCGUCGAUGCUUUCGCCAAGUACCCUAACGUCAUCGGUUUCUUCGCCGGUAACGAGGUCUCCAACCGGAUCAACAACACCAACUCCAUGGCCUACGUCAAGGCCGCCGUCCGUGAUAUGAAGACCUACAUCAAGCAGAAGAACUACCGCAGCUCCCUGGCCAUUGGUUACGCUACCGAUGACGAUGCUACCGUCCGUGAGCAGGUCUCCAACUACCUGGUUUGCGACACCGCCGAGGACUCGAUCGACUUCUUCGGUUACAACAUUUACGAGUGGUGUGGUGACUCUAGCUACUCCACUUCCGGCUACGAGGACCGCACUAACGAGUUCGCCGACUACCCUGUUCCCGCCUUCUUCUCCGAGUACGGCUGCAACCAGCCCCGUCCCCGUGAAUUCACUGACGUGCCCGUCCUGUUCGGCCCCAAGAUGAACAACGUCUGGAGCGGUGGUAUUGUCUACAUGUACUUCGAGACCUCCAACGAGUUCGGUCUAGUCUCCACCAGCGGCAACAACGUCAAGACUCUGGCAGACUUUGACAACCUGUCUUCUCAGAUGCAGAAGGUCAACCCUACCGGUGUCAACAGCGCCAGCUACUCCGUCAGCACCACUGUUGGCCGCAGCUGCCCUACCGUCGAUGCCUCCAACUGGCUGGCCGCCAGUGUUCUGCCCCCCUCUCCUAACGCUGAUCUGUGCGCCUGCAUGUACAACGAGCUGGAGUGUGUGCCCGUUGACGGCAUCUCCACCGAGAAGAUGACCGAUACCUUCAACUACCUGGGUGGUGUCAAGGGCGCUAUGGUCGGUGUCUCGAGCAAUGCCACCACCGGCAAGUACGGUGCCUACUCCAUGUGCAAUGCCAAGCAGCGUCUGGCUUGGGCCAUGAACCGCUACUACCAGCUGAACAACAAGGACAGCAGCGCGUGUGGUUUCUCCGGUGCUGCCUCCACUACCAAGGCCACCACUGCCUCCUCCUGCUCCGCUCAGUCUUCUGCCAUGAGCGCCAUCGGUACUGCUGGCACUAACGACGUCAACGGCGGUCUGGUCGCCUCUGGUAGCGCUUCCGGCUCUACUUCUACCUCCAAGGGCGCUGGCGCCGUCACCUUUGGCCCUCAGGCUGUCUACGUCGGUGCUUGGCAGACCGGUGCCUACGCGGUUGCCGCGAUCGCCUCCGGCCUGUUCAUGAUCAUGCUGUAA